Molecule: messenger RNA, 990 nt
Organism: Durusdinium trenchii
Lineage: Eukaryota; Dinophyceae; Suessiales; Symbiodiniaceae
Source: the annotation of a GenBank genome assembly
AUGGUCUUCCUGGGCUUCAUCCUGCAGCUGUGGCAGUUGGCAACAGCCUCGCGUAGUGCCGAGGCUGAUGAAUCCGCGUUGUUGAGCUAUGCCGUGAGCCAUACUCCGAACUCACCCACUAUCGCUGUCGUGGCCGGAUGCAUUCCGGAGGACCCUCACUACAGCAUGGUUUGUCCCAUUGCAAAAGAGAACUUUGCAGCCUACGUGGACUAUCAAAAUGCCUUGAAAACGCGAAAUGAGAAGCUUCGGAGUGAAGAGGAAGCAGCAGAAGCUUUAAGCAUGGAGACCAAGAAGUAUGCUUACAAGCUAUUCUGGUUUGACGCCAAACCAACUGGGGCCGAAGAUCGUGUCGCCGCGUGGUCCAAGGUCCCAGCCUUACAGGCAGCUUUGAAGGAUCCCGAUGUUCAUUUUGCCUUCUGGAUCGACAGCGAUUCGCUCUUUAUGAACUUUGAUGAACGAUUGGAACACUUACUCCCCAACGGUGAGAACCAUGUGUCCUUCAGUGGAGGGCCCUUCUGCUUCUUGAACGCUGGACAUAUGAUGUUCAAGAAUGAUGCUUGGACAGAGACUUUCCUGAAGGAAGUCUGGGAGACUUAUCCAGCACCAAGGCCUUAUGAAGAACAAUCUGCGAUGGUCUACGUCCUGUGGAAGCAUUCAUCACCAGAGAAAGCUCGAAAAUGUCGUGAGAAGACGGUGAUCUUGCCCUAUUCGCCCUUAGGAUGUUGCAAUGGCACUGGGAUCUUGGGUGCUGAGAUGCGUGCGUUCAACGUGAUGAAUGAAAAUGCGGGGUCCUUCCAACCCGGACAUUUCCUUUUGCACUUUCCAGGCAAGCCAGAGAAGAAAGCUCAACGAAUGGCAGACUACUCAAAGCGGGUCUUGAAGCCUAGCGAGUCCAUUAGCUUGCUCAAAACUGGCAAGCCCAGGAUGACACUACAAACGGGCCAAGAAGUCUUCGCUACGCGUGCGAACAAGAAUGGUCACGAGUGGUAA